AUGCUUGAGAUGCUGCAGAAGCAAGACUACUGUGUUGCAGCAGUCUAUAGCAGUAUAAGUGUUGAGAACCAAGACAUGUGCAUCAACACCUUCAAUCAGAAUCUGUCACUGUCUGGAGAUGAGACUGAUGCCAGUCCAGGUGUCCUGAUCAGCACUCUAGAGAUUCUAGAUAUAGACUACAUCUGUAUUUGUGCCUUCCAACUUAUCCUGCUGAGCCCAAGCUGGUUGGAGAGGAAUGAGGCCCAGGGCAAGGCACACAUUCACCACUAUGGGCAGAUGAACAAGGCCAUGUACACCUACCACCUGGUGUACAGAGAUGUCCAGGUCAAAAGUAAUAUUCUUGACUGGCAGGCAAUGCAGAAGAGUUUCAAUAAACUGGCAAUGUUGCUGCAGAAAGAGGCUGGUAUAGUUCAAGACAUGAUUAAUCUGGAUACAGUAUGA
Messenger RNA from Coccidioides immitis RS, 441 nucleotides. RefSeq lists its product as uncharacterized. Bases 1 to 441 code for a protein of 146 amino acids. NCBI's taxonomy places the organism in Eukaryota, Fungi, Ascomycota, Eurotiomycetes, Onygenales, Onygenaceae. The transcript has 2 exons. The record is from RefSeq and is a predicted model, not a curated record.